AACAGGCAAUCAAUCUCAGCUGGGAUGCUGGGGCCAUCCUCCAACUACACAAUGGGAACCCCUGCCACCUUCUUCCUUGUGGGGAUUCCAGGUUUGCAGUCUUCACAUCUUUGGCUGGCCAUCUCACUGACUCCCAUGUACACCAUAGCCCUGGCAGGAAACACCCUCAUCAUGACUGUAAUCUGGAUGGAUUCCACUCUACAAGAGCCCAUGUAUUGCUUCCUGUGCAUUCUGGCUGCUGUGGACAUUGUUAUGGCCUCCUCUGUGGUACCCAAGAUGGUGAGCAUCUUCUGCUCAGGAGACAGCUCCAUCAGCUUUAAUGCUUGUUUCACUCAGAUGUACUUUGUCCAUGGAGCCACAGCUGUGGAGACAGGGCUGCUGCUGGCCAUGGCUUUUGACUGCUAUGUAGCCAUCUGCAAGCCUCUACACUACAAGAGAAUUCUCACCCCUCAAGUGAUCUUGGGUAUGACUGUGGCCAUCACCAUCAGGGCUAUUCUGUUCAUGACUCCACUGAGUUGGAUGGUGAGUCGUCUGCCUUUCUGUGGUUCCAAUGUGGUUCUCCAUUCCUACUGUGAGCACAUGGCUGUGGUUAAAUUAGCAUGUGCUGACCCCAUGCCCAGCAGUCUCUAUAGUCUCACUGGUUCCUCUAUUAUUGUGGGCUGUGAUGUGGCCUUUAUUGCUGUGUCCUACGUGUCAAUUCUCAGGGCAGUAUUUGGUCUGUCUUCAAAGAAUGCUCGGUUGAAAGCAUUAAGCACAUGUGGCUCCCAUGUAGGGGUUAUGGCUCUGUACUAUCUACCUGGGAUGGUAUCCCUGUAUGUUGUCUGGCUAGGACAUGACACAGUUCCCUUGCACACCCAAGUACUAUUAGCAGACUUGUACCUGGUCUUCCCACCCACCUUAAAUCCCAUCAUCUAUGGCAUGAGAACCAAACAAAUCCGGGAGAGAAUUAGGAAUUUGCUCAUGUUCUGUCUGUUUGAGCACUCCAAUCAUGGUUCCUGA
This is a messenger RNA of Oryctolagus cuniculus (rabbit), 999 nucleotides long. RefSeq names its product olfactory receptor 52I2-like. Gene Ontology annotation, biological process: G protein-coupled receptor signaling pathway. Gene Ontology annotation, molecular function: G protein-coupled receptor activity; olfactory receptor activity. NCBI's taxonomy places the organism in Eukaryota, Metazoa, Chordata, Mammalia, Lagomorpha, Leporidae. Gene Ontology annotation, cellular component: plasma membrane. The record is from RefSeq and is a predicted model, not a curated record.